AUGCUGGUUGACAUCUCCCGAGACGACUUCCCUGUCGUGUUCGUGUCGGAUGCAAUGUGCCGGCUAGUUGGGAGGGAUCGAUCAGAGCUCCUGUCAAGUCGCUGGGAUUUCUUCGCGGGAGAAUCGUCGGACUUGGAGGAUGUUGAAGCUGUACAAAAAGCGCUUCGAGGAUCGGAGCGCUGCUCGCGGUGCGUUCUAUCGUACAGGAGUGACGGGAGCUCGUUCUGGAACCACAUCAUGGCAGAGCCC
Guillardia theta CCMP2712 is the source of this 249-nucleotide messenger RNA. RefSeq lists its product as hypothetical. The record is from RefSeq and is a predicted model, not a curated record. Gene Ontology annotation, cellular component: nucleus. The transcript has a single exon. NCBI's taxonomy places the organism in Eukaryota, Cryptophyceae, Pyrenomonadales, Geminigeraceae. The annotation marks the transcript as partial.